ACGCAAAUCAGCAGAGUCAGUGAAGGAGGCAUGGGAGGAAAUGAUGAGUCAAUGAACGCAGCUAAUGUUGUUUUUCACUGUGCAUCCACUGGAAGUUCUGCUGUGGAAGUGAGUUCAAGUACAAUCCAAGCAAAUGCCUGGCUCCAAUCAAUAAAGAGCUAAAAGUGCAAAGACAAGCAGCCGACGGGACUCAUUAACCUGGGCAGUGACUCAUGAAGGGGAGGAUAUCUAAAAGAUUUUUAGUAAAUGCACCAGGGAGAUGACACCAAAGCUGACUUUAUUUCACAAUGGAAGUCUGAACCAUUUCAAUUUAUUUCAAAAGAAGGCGUACAACGUACUGCAAUAGGAGUACCUGAGCUAAACACUCCAUUAUAACUGCUUAAUAAGAAGGACCAUGGUAUGAUGGACUCCAACAGUGAAGAUGAAGAUUAUGAAAAUACGGAACAGACCUCACAUCAUGAGUCAGCCAAGUAUAAAGUGAUGUAUCCUCGUGACAGGAAGCAAAAAGGGUGCUCAACGAGUCGCUCUGGUAACACCCCAGGAAGAGUGAAGAGGGUAGUGUCAUGCAAAAGGAAGACUCACCACCUGACGAUGGCUCGCAGGAAGCAGCCCGGGUCAGUGAGGAUGCACGGGGUUGCAAAGAAAGAUGAUGAGACGAGCCGUGUUCAGAACACGCAGCAGGAAACAUUUUGCAUGGACCCACUGGAGUUCCCACCAUAUGUCAGCCAUAAUGACAGGGCUGGUAGAACUGGUCCUGAACACGCAGACUACUCUACAAUUACGGAGCUCACAAAGGAUCAUAGGACAAUGACAGACGUGCUGUUUGGGAGACACCUGCGGCUGAGAGUGGCUCUAACCCUGUGGCAGAGAAAUGUUGGAGAGCUGUUGACUUACUUUCUCAGAACCCAGGACACUGGUGUCUUAGUUGACUUUCUGCCCCUGAUAAGUCAAAGCAUCGGGAAGGAGCCGUCGAGGAUGACCAUUGGCUGCUGCGUUGACCUCUUUCCAUUCGUGAGGAAGGUCCUUAACAAUCCCUACGAAGAGUAUCUCACAGCUGGUUUGAACUGGAUUAAUGCUGUUUUAAUGCACUGGAGGAAGGAGUUGAUAGCGAGUGGUUAUUCUGGAUCAUCACCACAUAUAGAGAAGAAUUUCCAAGUCUUUAAUCAGCAGUUGUUGGAGUUCUGGCAGGAGGAACAUUUAUUUAAAUCAGCCCCAGGAGUUGUUGGAGACAUGGCAAAGGCCAUUGACUCCUUCCUGUCUGAACUCGCCUGACGACUGAAAAGAGAGAAGAGAUCAUGUUUAUUUUUUUAAAAUAAAUUUCGCCUGGUGAUUAUAUUAAAAUAUUGUAUUAUAAUAUCAUUUUUAUGAAAUCUUAUAUUAAUUGGAUUACAAAGAGUGUGCAUCAGGAAUAUUAAAUCAUGGAAAAUGCAGUCAGUGGUCCCAAAAAAAGGAUAUUCUGACUU
This is a messenger RNA of Cynoglossus semilaevis (tongue sole), 1463 nucleotides long. RefSeq names its product KATNB1-like protein 1. Gene Ontology annotation, cellular component: nucleolus. The record is from RefSeq and is a predicted model, not a curated record. Lineage: Eukaryota; Metazoa; Chordata; Actinopteri; Pleuronectiformes; Cynoglossidae. Gene Ontology annotation, molecular function: microtubule binding. The transcript is spliced from 9 exons. Bases 400 to 1272 code for a protein of 290 amino acids.